AUGCUGAUGGUGACCUGGCUGCCAGCCGUGGUGGUGCUCCAUCAGCGUUACCUACCCAACAUCUUCACCUGCUCUAAACCUCCCCCACAGCAGAGUGGGUUCUGCACCCACACCCUCUGUGCCAACCUGUGCCAGAAGGCCAGCAAGUGCCUGUUCACCGUCUCCGAGGCCUCCCGGAUCUUCUUUGAGAAGGUGCUGCCCUGCAUCGUGAUCAAGUUGCGCUACCUCUGGCUCUUCUGGUUCCUGGCCUUCACUGUGAGAGGGGCAUACGUGGUGUGUGUCAACCCCAAGAUGAAGCUGCCCUCCCUGGAGCUCUCAGAGUUCUAG
Coregonus sp. 'balchen' is the source of this 327-nucleotide messenger RNA. The record is from the annotation of a GenBank genome assembly. NCBI's taxonomy places the organism in Eukaryota, Metazoa, Chordata, Actinopteri, Salmoniformes, Salmonidae.